Messenger RNA from Oppiella nova, 1914 nucleotides. NCBI's taxonomy places the organism in Eukaryota, Metazoa, Arthropoda, Arachnida, Sarcoptiformes, Oppiidae. The record is from the annotation of a GenBank genome assembly.
AUGUCAGUGGUGUCCGCGUCUUCAGAACCGGACACAAUAAGAUUGUCCGUUAAUAUUGAGUCCAAUUCAUUAUCCAAGAGAAGACAUAUCACAGGAAUUGUGGAUAAAGUGAUCGGACAGAAGAAGACUAUAAUAAAGUUAUCAGAGAGUGGGGGCACUGUUGAGGAAGAAAUUGAAGAUCAAAAUAGUUGUUGUAUUAGUGAUGAAGACGUAUACCGUUUGGGAGAUUUAGGAUUAAUAAUUCAAUCGCAUUAUGGAAACACCAGGGAUAUAGAGUGGGGUCUAUUCGGGGGCCAAAUAUUUAUGCUUCAGUCGAGACCCGUAACUAAUUUAGACAACUCUUACACCGAUUACGAGAUAAUGCAUGAAAUUGACACUGCUCACCCCACAGAGUUUGAAAUAUAUUCUCGAGCACAUUGGGGCGAGAAUUACCCUGGUGCUUCUACUUGUCUCGUUUUCAGCUUUCUUUGGGCCAAUAAGAGCUCAAUAUUUAGGGAAGUCCUGGACACAGACCCAUCGGCCACAAUGGAGGACUACAACCCAUACAUCGAUUUUAUGGGCUGUUGUUAUAAUCAACUAUUUUUCAAUCUCACCAAUUAUUCAUUCGCGAGAUUCUACGAUUACCCGGAAUCUAAAUCAGCCGAGUAUGCAGUAUUGGCUUUCUUUGGACACCACAUCACCGAUAAGGAUGUGCUGCAAAUGUUUAGGGAAAGGCGUCAAUACGUGAAUAAACCCAAGUUAUGGCCAACACUUAAAUAUUAUGCAAACAUUUUCCUAUUCGGCCGAAAGACAAUGUUUAACACACUCGACAAACAUAUGGGUAAAUACGAUAUGGCGGCCAAACUGAGACAAUACUCCGGUGCCAAACAGGUGUUCGCCGGUCUCAUGAAGGAGUAUGUGGUUACGGACGUCAUGUUUUUUAACCACAGUUGGGCCAGUCAGGGCUCCACCAUUAAGAAUGGCAUUUUGAGAUAUAUUCUCGAAACCGCACAAAAGGACAAUCCAAACCUAGAGAUCGACUUCAAUUCAAUGAUCUCGUCGUGUGAUGAAGUAAUCAGCGCUGAAGUGCCCAAUCGGUUGCGAGAAAUCGCAAUAUCUAUUAGAGAUAAGGAAGGGUUCAGACAAUUGAGUGAUGAGAAGGCACUGGAAAUGCUACAGAAGGGCACCGACGAGGCCUCACAACUGUUCAAAGAAUUCUUGCAAAUUCAUGGCCACAGAGGAUAUAAAGAGAUGGAUCCGUACCACAAGCCAUGGGAAGACAACCCGAUUCCUUGCAUUAAGAAUAUAAAAGGAAUCCUAACUGGUGGUGAUACUUUUUUGAAACCAAAAGUGAUCAAGACUGUCGAUGAAGUGGUCAAUGAGUUACGAACUCCACUGUCAUUCUGGAGACGAUAUCUACUGAGGAAAGUAUUCCUCCCGUGGAGUCGAAAGGGUGUCGGAUAUCGAGAGGUGUCGAAGGGUUUUAUGGUUUGGUUUAACCAUAGGAUACGAAAGGGAUUCCGAUAUUUAGCGCAAACUAUGGUAUCGGAAGGACUCAUACCGUCGAUCGACACCUUCUUCUUCCUGACAAUCGAUGAGAUCGAAAGGCUGUGUAAUGGAGACAGAGAUGCGUUGCUUUUGUCCAAAACUAGACUCAGAAGACGCCUCUUCACACAAAUGGAUAGAUAUAAGUUUGAAGAGAUUAUUAAAGGACCAGAAAUGAGACCCAAAAAUUUUGAAGACUCAAUUCGUGUCAACCAUAUAAAGGAAGGUUCACUUCAAUUGAGUGGAACUCCUGUCAGUUUGGGAACAGUUAAGGCAAGAGUUUGUGUGGCAGAAGAUAUUAUUGAAGCCGAUAAUAUUCAGCCGGGUGAUAUACUGAUCACAUACUCGACAGACAUCGGUUGGAGUCCAUACUUCCCUCUACUGUCGGGU